GACAACGUUCGUCAGUAGCCUUCUUGGUAAAGGGAGCUAAUCUCAGCUACUGACACAUCCGCUUCAGACCAGUAGCCGUGAUCCUGACAUCUCCUGACCCUCAGAGGCAAUGCUUCCGUCGCCGCCGUCACCGUGGGAUAUCGCUUCCACUAUCUAUAUAAGUGAGACACUGUCAUUGAUGUCUUCCAUAUGUCUACCACAACCUCCGAGAAAUCCUUAGAACAGUCGCAUGAGACGGUUAACAAUCGUCUCACUGACGUCGGUGGAAAGGACCAGCGUGCCUACGAGCGCGCUAGGCACCAGACGAAGGAGCGGCGGGAGCAUGCGCAAGUGAAGGAGCGCAAGGAGAGAGCGGCUGGGGGAGUACCAGCACCAGCGCCCAAGCAGGGGCACGCGAGCCGGGCUGCUAAGAGGGCCAGCUUGGAACUCUGGGAUGGCGAUGAGCCUGACUCUCGUAUACUCAUUGGAUCGGGGCGCCCCGUUAAUGUUGCACCAGUGACGAGGACCAAGUCUGGUUUCUCGAUGAUGGCGCUUGCGGAUUUCGUGACGUUCAAGACCAAGAAGCCAUCCAAGGCGCAAGAUGCUGACUUCGAGGUCCUCCCGCCUGUCCGUUCGGUCAUUGCUCUUGAUGACUUUGGACAUGACAUUGAGAUCAAUGAGCCUUGGGAGUUCAUCUCGCUUGCCCCGGAAUCACCCGCUUGCAAAGGCCUGUCGUAUGCUCAGGCUGCUGCUUUGACCCUUUAGAUUCUGCUAUUGUGUUUGACAUUUGAUCAGUACCACACCACAUCAUACCACACCCAUGACGACUUAAAUCAUUCCUACUUUCAUUCAUUACGAACUCACGUUACAUCUUCGAGAUCCACGUCAUAUUGUCUUGGUCCUCGUUAUAAUUCUACUUACUGAACUGGAUGGUUUAUUUGGACUUUGA
Molecule: messenger RNA, 928 nt
Organism: Suillus subalutaceus
Lineage: Eukaryota; Fungi; Basidiomycota; Agaricomycetes; Boletales; Suillaceae
Exons: 2
Coding region: 190-744 (184 amino acids)
Source: RefSeq, a predicted model, not a curated record